AUGGGCGUGGCGCAGCAUGCUACUUGUCUGCUGGGUCACACCGUCCACCACGUCGACAAGGAUGACGGCGCCGUCGCACAGCCGCAUCGCCGUGGACACCUCACACGAGAAAUCGAUGUGUCCAGGCGAAUCCACAAGAUUCAAAAGAUGCUCCGCCCCCUUGUAGACGUGCCGCAGCGCGAUGGAGCUGGCCUUCAUCGUGAUACACCGCUCCUGCUCGUCUGGGCGGGAGUCGAGCAGCCGAACCUCGCCAGCGAGCUGCGGGGAGAGGAUGCCGUUGCUCGCAACCAGGUAGUCGCUAAGCGUGGUCUUGCCGUGAUCCACGUGCGCCACCAUGCAGAAGUUGCGGGUGCGCUCGGGCCUCUCAGCGAGGCGCUGCAGGGACGCGGUGGCCUCAAGACUCAUGUGAAGUCUGAACGGGCCGCCUGUAGGAAGAAAAGUAGGAUAUAUAUAUAUAUGUAUAUGUACUUAGUUGCUUAG
Trypanosoma conorhini is the source of this 480-nucleotide messenger RNA. RefSeq lists its product as uncharacterized. NCBI's taxonomy places the organism in Eukaryota, Euglenozoa, Kinetoplastea, Trypanosomatida, Trypanosomatidae. Bases 1 to 480 code for a protein of 159 amino acids. The transcript has a single exon. The record is from RefSeq and is a predicted model, not a curated record.